Molecule: messenger RNA, 1687 nt
Organism: Malaya genurostris
Lineage: Eukaryota; Metazoa; Arthropoda; Insecta; Diptera; Culicidae
Product: heat shock protein beta-1
Exons: 5
Coding region: 273-869 (198 amino acids)
Biological process (GO): protein refolding; response to heat
Molecular function (GO): protein folding chaperone
Source: RefSeq, a predicted model, not a curated record
CGGAGAGCCAUUCAGUCGAAGAGAGUCCUUUGUUGAGAACUGUUUGAGUUGUACGGAAAUUCGCCAACCGAAAUCAAAAUAGCAAUUGUUAGGUGUGUGCGACAGUAAAAUAAAAGGAGAUAGAAGGAAAAGUGUGACCUUGUGCUUCGAUAAUAUUUUAACCGGCGAAGGUCGAAAGCGAUAACAAUCGAUAAACGAGCCAAGAGAAUACGGUGAAUUUACCUGUCCUGCAUCUGCACACCCGGAGAUUGUUUGAUUUUUUUUUGUGAAAAAUGGCCGACAGUGCAAACAAACGCAACAUCCCGAUCAAACUGGGUGACUUCAGUGUGAUCGAUACGGAGUUUUCUAGCAUCCGUGAGCGUUUCGACUCCGAAAUGCGAAAAAUGGAAGAGGAGAUGGCUAAAUUUAGAUCGGAACUGAUGAACCGGGAGUCGAACUUCUUCGAGACCACCUCCAGUUUUUCCACCAAAAAGACAGCAACGUCCAGCAGCACAACCACAUCGAACGCAUCAUCGGCACUGAAACACCCACAAGCAGCAUCGGCACAGGAUAUCAACUCGCCACUGAUACAGGAAGACGGUGACAAUAAAGUGCUAAAGCUACGGUUCGAUGUAAGCCAGUAUGCCCCAGAGGAAAUUGUGGUCAAAACAGUGGAUAACAAACUAUUGGUCCACGCAAAACACGAGGAAAAAUCCGACACUAAGUCCGUGUACAGGGAGUACAACCGUGAGUUCCUGCUGCCGAAGGGAUGCAAUCCAGAGUUGAUCAAAUCAUCGCUCAGUAAGGACGGUGUCCUCACGGUGGACGCUCCGCUGCCACUGCAGGCCCUGACCGCCGGUGAAACCAUGAUUCCAGUUGCCCACCAUUAAUCGGUGCGGUGAAAAUUACUACCACCCCCCCCAAAACCAGCCACAAUUGCAUAAAAAACACACACACGCAUACAGAAUCGUGCUUCUUUCUAGCCAUAAUGAGAUGUUAGCGCAUUCAGUGAACGGAAUCAGAAAUCGAAAAAAAACAAUGCUUUUAUACUCAUGUUUGUACCAGUUUGUUUCACCAGCGACGAAAAUGGUGUCCUAUUUUAAACACUGAAGCUUUAUUAAGACAACAACAUAUUACCGACUAUAAUAUCCAUGUAAACAGAACCAUCACCUGUCGGGAGAACUAAGCCAUCUCCUCUGGAUCAGAUAAACGAUGUGAUAGGGCGAAUGCGCACAGAACUACUUAAACUCAUCACCGAACCAACAAUCAAGAGCAGCCAGCAAACAGAAACAACAACACCCCUCUCUACAGUAACAGUAUCAAGUGGCCUUUAUUCAGUUUUGUCAGUUUUUCAUGUCUGCAGUAAUAGUGAACCGUUUUGACGAAGCGUAGAACUACGUAAUUCAGACAGAUUUUUCAUCGGCAAAUCGUUAUUGAUUACAACAGCAAACUCGGUAGUAGCAAACUUUUCAACAAACUUAGGUUGAUUGAUAUUGGACGUUGUUGUAGCCGACGUUCAGUGCAUGGGCGCGAAUCGAUAUUGAAAGGCUGUGCCUGAGCAUCACCAAUUAUAUAUCCGUAAUACCAUCGAUAUUAUACAACGCAAAAGUCGGACUACAACAGCCAUUUGUGUAUUCGUGCUUUAUUUAUUUUUUAUAUAACGUAACAUCUGAGAAAAAAAGUGAAAUAUACGACAGACAAAACAGAA